ACACAGCGCGCGCGGUAACCGGCGCACGCGCAUCACAAGUUGUCGCGCGAAAAACUUGUGCAACGGAAGAGUGGUAUUCAAAAAUUGUAAGCUUAUAUCCAGUGCUCGAUGUCGUAAUUAGUGUGUAUUUGACUUGGUUUAUUAUACUUCCACGAUUUGUUUAGUCACGAGUUACUUAGUGUUAACAAUCAGAUCACUGCAAUAUCCGUGAAAACUUAACAAGGCAAGGAUGAUUAUGAACAAGUUUUAAAAGUUGUGUUCAAAGCCUUCAAUAUGGGAAGCGGAAAGUUCAGUUUUAGCCCUAAAAAAGACAAAGUGCCAGUGACAAGUGCAAAGACUGAGUUUAGUGUUAAGGAGAAAUGUCAUAAAAUACAGAAGAAAUUAAAGAAGACUGAAACAAAGAAGACUGAUGCUGACGCAAAAGAGAAGAAGAUUUGGUGGAACCAAUGCAGCAGUUUGAGUGAAAUUGACCAGUACCUAUGGAUGGUGGGCGGGUCAGCUGGAGCGCUGGCGCUGACUGGCGUGGCGGCAGCGUCUGCUUUUUACCUCAGCACGAGGCCGAAGCCGGAGAAGCCCCUCGUCACACUGCACGAACAGAGUCUCCUUGAAACGGGACCUGAAAUGGUUCGAGUGUCAAAGUUCUACAAAGAUGCAAAAAACGGACGCUACCUUCGUUACCUCCAUGACGACACGCGCACGUUAUAUGAAACUUUUCGACGGGGCGUGAGAGAGUCAAAUAAUGGCAACUGUCUCGGAUGGCGUGAGGGACCGAACAAACCCUACGUUUGGCAGACGUAUAACGAGACUCUUUUGCGAGCGAAAAAUUUCGGCUCCGGACUAAUAUGUCAGGGGCUUUCACCUGGUCAGAAUACAUUUGUUGGUAUUUAUUCACAGAAUUGUCCAGAAUGGAUCAUGACAGAACAAGCAGCGUACUGCUACUCAAUGGUCAUUGUACCAUUGUACGACACAUUGGGAGCGAAUGCAUGUUCCUUUAUUGUUAAUCAAACGGAAAUGGCCGUAGUAGUAUGCGAGGACGACAAGAAAGCGAACCUUCUGCUGGACCAGUCGCCACGGUGCCUGAGAAAACUGAUCACGAUCAAGGAAGUCUCGCCGUCCACCCACCAAAGGGCGAAGAGUCGGGGCGUAGAAAUUGUUAAGUUCAGUGAUGUUGAAAUACAGGGAGCGCAGAAAGACUAUCCUUGUGUUCCACCAUCGCCAGAAAGCCUGUGCACAAUCUGCUAUACAUCAGGCACGACGGGAAUGCCGAAAGGCGUGAUGUUGACACACGAGAAUGUGGUAGCCUCCGUGUGCAGUGUCAUGAUGCAACUGGGAGAACAUAAGCCCUCCAAGAAUGACGUCAUGGUCUCAUUCCUGCCACUCGCUCACAUGCUUGAGAGGUGUUGUGAGAAUGCUCUGUAUAUGGUAGGAGGAGCGGUUGGUUUCUACAGCGGUGAUAUGAGGAGACUAGCUGAUGAUCUCAGUGCCCUAAAGCCUACUAUGAUGCCAGCAGUACCUCGACUCCUAAACCGGUUGUACGAUAAAGCACAAUCAGAAAUAUCUAGCUCGAAGUUAAAGAAAUUGCUUUUUAAUAUGGCACUAUCGGCAAAAGAAUCGGAGCUAAAAAGAGGUAUAAUAAGAAGCGACUCAAUCUGGGACAAGCUGGUAUUCCGCAAGGUCCGCGAAGGCAUGGGCGGGCGUCUUCGCAUCAUUGUUGUCGGCUCCGCUCCUCUUGCUGGAAACGUUCUGACCUUUGCCAGAUGCGCUCUUGGUUGUUUGAUUGUGGAAGGCUACGGACAGACAGAGUGCACUGCGCCGGUGACCCUCACAGUUCAGGGCGACCAUGUUCCUGAACAUGUCGGGCCUCCCGUCGCUUGUUGCAAAGUGAAACUAGUGGAUGUACCCGAAAUGGAAUAUUACGCGGCGCAGGGCCAGGGCGAGGUGUGUGUGCAAGGAGCUAACGUGUUCAAGGGUUACUUCAAGGACCACGAGAAGACCAAGGAGGUCAUCGACCAUGACGGAUGGCACCACACCGGAGAUGUCGGGAAGUGGUUACCUAAUGGCACUCUAAAAAUCAUCGACAGAAGAAAACACAUUUUCAAACUUUCGCAAGGCGAGUACAUAGUUCCUGAAAAAAUCGAAAACAUUUACAUAAGAAGUCAGUACGUCGAGCAAGUCUUCGUGCAUGGUGAAUCGCUAAAGUCGUGCGUGAUAGCGAUAGUAGUGCCCGACGUAGACGUGGUGAAAUGCUGGGCUUUGGAGAACGGCAUCAAGGGCACGUUCUCGGCGCUGUGUGAGAACGAGAAGGUGAAGAAGGUGAUCCUCGACGAUAUGCUGCAGUGGGGCAAGACCGCCGGCCUCAAGACUUUCGAACAGGUGAAAGACAUCUAUCUUCAUCCGGACCCAUUCUCAGUACAGAACGGCCUCUUGACGCCGACGCUGAAGGCGAAACGACCAGAGAUCAGAAGUUACUUCAAGCCACAGAUAGAAGAUAUGUACAAACAGCUCGCAUAACGGCAGCACUGUUAUUUACACUCACAAAUAAUAAUUGUUUCAAUGAGAUGGACAGUCGUUAACAGGGAAUAUUACGAAGUCAUAACGUGAUAGUGCAGCACCAGCGUAAGUAGACAGUAUUUUGACAUGGACAAGAUAUUCUAAGUUUGAAAAUGACAGAAUUGAACACCGGCAAUAGGUGGUUUGUUUACUGCAUUUUCUGAUGCCGCGACAUGUAUCGAAUUUCGUAAUGUUUCCUUGUUUUUACAGCUAUAGAUAUGUAACAACUUCUCAAAAAUUAUUCGUGAAAAUUAUUGGAUAUAGAUUGAUAAAUAAUUUUUAUGUUUGUAUGCCAUGCGUUUCACGAUUUCACAAUAGAAAUUUAUUAAAUUACAAUUGCCAAGGACAGUAGUAUAAAAAGGUAAUGACGCACAUAUAGUUUAUUUCCAUUGUUUUUUUUAACUAGAAACAAAUGUACGUUGUUUAAGUUCACCUUUCCUAAGCAGACAAUAGAAAGUGUUAAAUGGUAAAUGCCAAAUUUGAAACUAUGUCCGUCUUAUUAAAAUAAGAACAUCUUAAUACCUACCAUUUCACAGUACUUGCAUGUGUUCGAUAAUUAGUUCUCACUUUGCUUUUGCUACGUUUAUAAUGUAUAAGAUACUAUAAUACUGACUGACACAAUACAAUAUUUGAUACGUCAUUUGACAUCUUAUUUACAUUAGCCCGAGUACGAAAAAUAUUAUAACGUAUUUGCUACGAAUUUUGCCUGACGGAUUACUCUUCAGAAAAAAACGCAAAUAAAAAUCAAUCUUAAGUUAAUAUAAUAUAGGAUUCAUUUUGGAGAUAGAAAAUCUAAUGGCAGAUGUCCUACUCAAAUUUUCUCCCCCUAUUAAUAAAGAGGGAGAGAAAAGGAGUCAGAGAACUUCUCAGUUCAGAUACCUAAUCCGUCUAGAAUAUAUAACGUAGAUAUUAAAGCACGUUUACCAUUAGAAAGCAAGAAUUUUUCGUGGUUGUCUUGCAGUUCUAUCAUAAUAUAUAGUAAAUAUACAUAUAUAAAACUUUCAGUAAAUUGGUGGUAAACAUUGUAAACAAUAAAUGUAUUGAUAUUUUCAGCCAAGAUGUUUUGACUCCAAAAAAUGAAACAUAAACAAAACUGCCAUCUAAAAAUAAAAGUAUAUAUAGUUUAAAACUAGUUAAAAUUUAACUAACUGUCCUGUGUAGCAGUAUCUUUCUUCGAAGGUUUACUUAAAGAUUAAAUUGUUAUAUAGGAAUUUAGUUAUUAAAGAAACAUUUGGAAAAAAGAUGACGCACAAAAGAGGGCACGUUAAGAAAUUAUAUUUUAACUUUUUCAAUACCUAAAUAUGUUUAGGUGUCUAUAAUAAUGUAGGAAAGUAACAUUUCAUGCAGUCAAUUAACAAUAAAUAAAUCUUUGGAAUAUAGCAUUUUGGCUAUUGUAUUGAACAUCACGACCGGCGUCGCAUCGCCAUUUUGGAUUUACACUUUUGUUGACUAUUUGUUCUGUUAGAGUUAAUCAAUUAUAUUAUUAUCGCUUAUGAAUUUAAAAGGCAUUUCCAUAUAAUAAAAAUAAAAUAAUAUAAUAAGCUUUAUAAAUAAAAAAAACUGCUGCAAGAUUAUAAUGUACCUAAUAUUGUCAUUUUACACAUUAUUGAUAGACAUAAUAACUCUUUCGGGCACAAAUAAACAUUAUAUCCACCAACAAAAUCCAAAUGGAAUUGCCGGUUGUAAAACAUUUUUAUACUCUAUAUUUUAAGUUUUAUAGGGAGUAUAAUUUACAAUAAUAGACUUAGAUAAAUUUGUAAGCAAUACGUUCUACGUAUGUAAACUGAAGUAUACAUGAAAUAGAUUACAUUAUAUCGACGACGCUAACAGGCGGUUCAUUUAGCAAGUAUAAUGCUAUAGAAAUGUUCUUUGUUUAAUAAUCAUUAUUUCGUGUGUUUAUCAAGUUCUGUGAGUAUCCGAUGAUGUUGUAACUUUUAGUGACGUAUUAUAAUUUUGGUGCAAAUACUAAUAGGUCUAAGUAGAGAAAUACUCGUACUUUAUGCCGUGCCUUCCUAAAAUAUUUUGUAAUUCAAGAUUAAAAAUAGCGCAAUUUCAAUAGGGUUGCGCGAGAAUAAUUCUUAUUUUAUUUGCGUUAAGUAGAAUUUUGUGAUUAUAUUUCUGUUUUUUUUUUAAUUGUGUGUGUGUGUAAUUGGGUUGAGUCUUAUGUUGGGAUGCGGAGGAAAAAACUGAAGCUCUAAAUGAUAAUUGCGCUUUUGCUCGCGUCAUCCCAACUUAAGGUUUGUGAAUCUCUUCUACGUUGCGAAUGAUUUGUGAGUUUUACAUGACGAAAAAAAAAUGUUUUAACUCUGACGUGCGCUAUGAUUUUUUCACAGAAGUUUUUUAACAUUCAAAAAAUAUGAAUCACUUUUAAGUAUGUAUCUUUGAUCAGUUCAUAAUUAGUAGUGCAUAUUCAUAUAGUCAAAUCAAUUAACUUGUACAAAAUCGUAACGCACGGCCAGCUUUAAACAAUACAAUUUAGAACAAAACAUCGCACCGUGUAGCUCUAAGCAAUGAUUUUGUAAUUCUCUACGCAAUAUUAAUAAGUUGUAUCAUGCUUCGAGCGAAAGUUACGGUUUCAUGUUGUUCAAACCAAAAUUUUGUUGUUAUUGGUGCAAGUUGUACUACGAUAAUUUAUUUUUAAAUAAAAAUUUUGAAAACUUAA
This is a messenger RNA of Plodia interpunctella (Indianmeal moth), 5212 nucleotides long. RefSeq lists its product as uncharacterized. The record is from RefSeq and is a predicted model, not a curated record. Gene Ontology annotation, biological process: long-chain fatty acid metabolic process. Gene Ontology annotation, cellular component: membrane; endoplasmic reticulum. NCBI's taxonomy places the organism in Eukaryota, Metazoa, Arthropoda, Insecta, Lepidoptera, Pyralidae. Gene Ontology annotation, molecular function: long-chain fatty acid-CoA ligase activity. Bases 274 to 2511 code for a protein of 745 amino acids. The transcript has 15 exons.